CUUCUCUUGAAAACCCCUCAGGGUACUCGUACCACUGGUUGAGAAACACUGCUCUGGAAGGCUGCAAGGACUGUUCUGCUGCUGUUUAUUGCAGCUGCAUGAUGGACUGUUUGCAGCCUAAGCCCAAAUGUGAACCCAUGUCCCCCAGAAUGCAUUUGAGAUUACUCACUGUGUCAUCUAGCUGUUCUUAGAGCAGCUGCUUCUAGCUGUGGUUCUUCUGGCAGGAAACUUCCCUUGGUGCCUGUUUCCUCUCUCCGUCCUCCCCAUCCCUUUUUGCCUUUUUUUUUCAGAGAAGGUGCCACAUAGAUAAUGGGGAGACUCUAAAUAUGGAACAGGAGGAAGGUCUCUGCCAGAUACUCAAUACACAAACAGAACAAGGUCACUGGCCUUUACCAAGUCGGUCUGUUCACAGGUCUAGAACUGCCAUCUUGUCAGCUCGCUGAGGGGUGGCUGUGAGGGGAAAAAGGAAGGAGAAUGGCCUCACCAGACGUUCCCAUAAAGAGUUUGUUUGGGCAGCGAAACAGUCCUAAUCUCAAAGUGACUGUACCAAAUGAGACAGUGCUGCGGCUGUCCUCUGACUUCCGAUGGGGAGAACAAGAGGCCGGCUCUUCUCUUUGAACCCAGCAAAGUGCAUCAGCCAUGGUCUAUAGUCACAGCUGGAAUCUGAUCUCCUGCGUGUGUAGGUGUCCCUUCUGCUUGCAUCAUGGUCUGGAGCAUCCAGUAGAAAUCGCUUGCAACAUAACGGAAUGAACAGAGCGAAUACAAGUCUCACUUCAUCACAUCUCUUCCCCCUUUUAAGACCAAACUGAGCAGGGUCACUUAACCAGUGGCCUGGGGGAGGUCAGGCCCCCCUCUCCGCACCAGAGCAUCAGCCAUUACUUGGCACUGUCACACCACCUCCAUGUCCUAGUCCUGCAUGAGCAAACUUCAUCUCAGCAGCUUGGUGCUGGGUCCUUUUAUUUGUGGUGCAAAUUCCCUGGAGCUGUCUGGUUGCUCCCAACUGGGACAGGAAGCAGCUCCGUGGUACAGCCCCGAAAGCAGCAGUGUCAGCUUCCUACGUGCCCCCUUGCCUGCGCUUCUCAACCCUGGUAGGAACAACUGAAAAGUUAACUCAGCCUCUAGAGCACGUGCAGUCCUUGGCUUCUAUGCAGGGACCAGCCCCAAGGGAUUGCAGUGAUGACUGUCAUGAUGUGGGCAGCAGUCUGCUAGGAACUGGGCCAAGAGUAGCUCCUUUCACAUGGGCCACGGAACAGCCUGAGUUACGUACAAAUGAGCAGUUUAGAGAUGAAAAGCCCUGUGCUCUAUUCCUAUUCCCUGGAAAGCUCCCUGUCACAUUCCCAAUCUACUGAGUGUCUAAUCCACUCAAGUAUGUGCCCUUCUAUGGGCAUCGCACGGCUCUCUGGGUUUUUAUUUUUAGUUGGAAUUUGUCCAAAUUGCAGGUCAGAGGAGGCUGAUGUAUCACUCUUAAAGUCAUACAUCUCUCCCAUAUAGUUAACUGGGGGCCGUGUGCAUACAGGUCAACAGCAGGGUGGCCUCUUUAAGAGCAUUCAGGUUUGAAUGCGUGGAAGGCUUGGGUAAGCCACAGAACAUCCUUGUAAACGCAGAGGAGGAAUUGUGAUUUGGUAAAGGUCCAUUAUGUCUGAUUCAUUUGAUUUAAUCGUCCCUCUUGGCUUGAUAAUCCUCAAUUCAAAUGGAUCCAGGCUCUGACUAAACAAGGUGUUUGUAUCACACCCAGCACAGUGAGACCAGGAAAAGCUCUCUCCAAAAUGUCUUCCUCCAUCAGUGAACCUACAACAAUGGCACACAUCUUUGCCAGAGUCCUGGCUUUUAAAGAGAGACAGCUGAAGUAUAAGAUUUCGGGGUUCAAAGCUGCAUACACUGAUGGGAAUUGGGUUUCCAAAUGCCCUUGGCCGCUUUGAAAAAUUUCAGCAUAGGAUUUUAGUUCGGUAGUGAAGUCCCUCACCCUGGCCGCCUUUGUGUUUAAUUAUUUUCCUGUAGUGGCUGCACCCCAAAUGAAGCAACAUCACUGGAGGCUUAGAAAGCAAAAGCGACCAGUCCUGAUUUCAUUAUCCAAUUUGAAUGAAACUCACCGAACAAACAGGUGGCAUCAAUGAUGAAAAGUAAAUUCAGAUUUGAAAGCAAGUAUAUCUUUAAAUCAUGCUGAUGUUUGUAGCCCAGGGACGGCAAAAGAAGGCCAGGCUGCCAGAGAACAGCGAAGGCUCCAAAGACUCAGACAGCUCAGCCGGUCGCCGGGGGAGCGCGAGCCGGAAGCAUGGCCGGUGGAAGGGCCGGCCGGAAAGCCCUGGCGUGCUGGUGGCCAAGGUGGUGAGAACCGUCACUGUGAAACACAAACCCGGGCGAAGGCUGCCCAUCGCUCUGGACUCCUCGCACCGGGGGAACCUGACCGAGCUGCGUGGGGAUACCCAGCUGGCCAUCUUCCAGCACGGCGACACGGGCAGCGUGGAGGGGGCUCCCCAGCCCACCGAGAACAGCUUCACCCCCAAAUGUGAGAUCACGGGCAAGGACGCGCUCUCGGCACUAGCGAGAGCCAGCACCAAGCAGUGCCAGCAGGAGAUUGCCAACGUGGUGUGUCUGCACCAGGCAGGGACUCUGAUGCCCCGCUCUGUGCCCCGGCACUGCCAGCUGUCAGGGAAGGUCAGCCCCGUGAUCCAGUGGGACGAGAGCAGGAUGCACCAGAGCUCCGUGAGCAAGCCAGUGAGGAUUGCGUACAUGCUGGUGGUCCACGGGAGGGCCAUCCGCCAGCUGAAGCGGCUCAUCAAGGCUGUGUACCACCAGCAGCACUUCUUCUACAUCCACGUGGACAAGCGCUCCAACUACCUGCACCGCGAGGCCGUGGAGCUGGCCCAGCACUACCCCAACAUCCGGGUCACGCCCUGGCGCAUGGUCACCAUCUGGGGCGGGGCCAGCUUGCUGAAGAUGUAUCUGCGCAGCAUGAACGACCUGCUGGAGGUCCCAGACUGGCCCUGGGACUACUUCAUCAACCUCAGCGCCACUGACUACCCGACCAGGACCAACGAGGAGCUGGUGAUGUUCCUGUCCAAGUACCGAGAUAAGAACUUCCUGAAGUCUCACGGCCGAGACAAUGCCAGGUUCAUUAAGAAGCAGGGCCUGGACCGCCUCUUCCAUGAGUGCGACUCCCACAUGUGGCGCCUGGGCGAGCGGCAGAUCCCGGAGGGCAUCGUAGUGGAUGGCGGCUCAGACUGGUUCGCGCUGACGCGGAGUUUCGUGGAGUACGUGGUCUACACGGAGGACCAGCUGGUGUCCCAGCUGCGGCAGUUCUAUACCUACACGCUGCUGCCGGCCGAGUCCUUUUUCCACACCAUCCUGGAGAACAGCCAUGCCUGCGAAACCCUCGUCGACAACAACCUCCGGGUGACAAACUGGAACCGUAAGCUGGGCUGUAAGUGCCAAUAUAAACACAUAGUCGACUGGUGCGGGUGCUCCCCAAAUGACUUCAAACCCCAGGACUUCCUGCGGCUACAGCAACUCUCCAGACCCACGUUCUUCGCCAGGAAGUUUGAGUCGACGGUGAAUCAGGAAGUUCUGGAGAUCUUGGACUCGCACCUCUACGGUAACUACCCACCCAACACGCCAGCCCUCAAGGCCUAUUGGGAGAACGUCUAUGACCGUGUGGACGGGCUGAGCGGGCUCAGUGAUCUCAUCCUGACUGUGUACACGUCCUUCUCCAGGCUAGGGCUGCAGAAAGGGACCUCAUCCCAGACGCAGAAGGGGGAGAAGCUCUGCAGAUUUGAGCCCCAUGGCUUCCCAUCCAGCGUGCACCUGUAUUUCUAUGACGACCGUUUCCAGGGUUAUCUGGUGAUGCAGGAGGUACAGAACUCUGGGACAGGGCAGCUGGAGUCUCUGGAGAUGUGGAUGAUGCCACGAGGGGCUCUGAAGCUGGCAGGUCAAGGAGGACAAACUAACCGGCUACAGAACCUGGAGGUGGGCACGGAGUGGGAUCCCAAGGAGAGGAUCUUCCGGAAUUUUGGGGGCCUGAUCGGGCCCUUCGAUGAGCCCGUAGCCAUGCAGAGAUGGUCCCGGGGGCCCAACCUCACCGCCACUGUGGUUUGGAUUGACCCCACCUAUGUCAUCGCCACGUCCUACGACAUCACUGUGGACGCGGAGGCAGAGUUCACGCAGUACAAGCCCCCUCUCAACCGACCCCUGCGCCCCGGUGUCUGGACCGUCCGCCUCCUCCAAUUCUGGGAGCCCCUUGGAGAGAACCAGUUCCUGGUCGUGCCUCAGACCUUCAACCAUAAACAGCCUGUUGGGAAAGAUGACAGCAGCUGGUUACAUGGGGGUCCCCCCCGCAGUGAGUACAUGGAACAAAGCUUCCAGGGACUGAGUGGGAUUUUGAACCUGCCACGCCCAGAUGAGGUGGCGAAGGAGGCCCUGCAGAAUGCACAGCUGACGGGCAAGGCCCUGGAGGACUGGACAGACAGCAGCAUCGGCAGCUUCUGGUCGGUGGCGGAUCGCUGCGUGAGCAGCCCUUCCAGCUGCUCCUCCCUGGAAAUUUGCAGCAAAACCUCCUGGAGUUCACUUUCUCCAGACCCCAAAUCAGAACUGGGGGCCGUCAAAGCUGACGGGCGACUGAGGUAGCAGAGGCAGCCUGGGUCAGAUAAAAUGGAACAAGGGAGCGUCCCCCACGGUGAACGUCGGGGAGAAACGCGCGUGCCCCCAGUGGGGAUUCUCUUGACUGCCGUCCCGUGAAAUUGCACUUUAUUCACUCUGGGAAGAGAAAGAGGAACCUUCAAGCGGCGGAAGAAUUUUCCCGUUUCGUUUUAGGGGGAGGUGCUAGAACAGGAGUCCCGCCCACCUCUCUCAGGAAUGGGCACUGAGUGGCUGGAGAGAGCAUGCGGAAGUGCUCGUCAUCAGGGCACAUGGAGGGCAACAGCAGACUGGGGAGCAGUGUAUUUAUUGAAUCCGUGCAGGUGUGACUCAGGUGUUGGGCGGAACCCCGCUGAGCUGCCAGCUCUGGGGUACCCCCUGUGCAUCCCCUGCCCUGCCCCUCCCCAUCUGUGGCUGACCCUCUGGGGGUCAGAACUCCUGCUGCUGAUCUUCCACAUUCCUGAGCAAUUGCUGGCAGAGGACUGUGGGAACAUGGGUUGAUGGGGAGCACCAGAGGCUGGGGCUGCCCUGCCUGUGUCCUUGCUGCUGGCUUGAUGCCUGCAUCUCAUCCCCCUCCACCCUAUCCCCUUAGUUUGUAUUUUUAUAAAUAUAUAGAUAAAUAUAUAUGAAGCCAAGUGCAAUAGAGACAAAGGCCCAAGUUGGCCCUUUUCCUCAUGGUGACUGCUGGGAAUCGAACUUUGCCAUCCCUGGGCCGAGUCAGUUCCCUUCCCGCUCGCCCCAGGCUGCUUCAUUGGGUGGGUUCUUUGUAGCAGCCGCGUGCCAAGGCUCCCUGGAGCGGGGCUGCCAACUGUGCCAAACAUUUGCACCUGCUGGUGUUUCCCGUGCAAUGGGGGGAGCCUGGAAGCCAGGACGUGACGCCCCAGGUCCCUUCUCAAGAGGCUGAAGUCUGAGAGAGGCCCUGCAAGGGAUGCUGCUCGGCUGGAUGAAUAAACCUGCCCACUCUGGCAAGUGUCUGCUCUGCCCCAGAUGGGUGCUCCGGGCUGUGUCCAGUUAGCCCCCAGUGUGAAUUUCCUUCCCCUGGGUUGGCAGAAACCCACAGCCUUUCCCCAGGCCUGUUGUGGCUUCCUCCACCAGGAGCCACGAGUUAGGCCCGCUUUGUCCUGCCCCCUCCCGUUCACAUCUGAGUGUUAUGUCCCCCUUCUCCAGGGGGCCUAGAGCCCGGCCUUCAGAAGCUGCCCAGACACUAUAUGGAGAUGGGGGCUUUAUAAGCUGCCUAUGUGACAACAUCCUUCAAGGCCGGGAGAGGAUGGGGUCUGUUGGAUUUCCGCCCCCCUUUCGAGACCCCCUUACCUACGAAACUGUCUUUGAUUCAUAACCCUGGGCGGAUCUCAGCAGGUAGGUCCCGGAAGCUGAGACCUGACUGGAAUUCGCCCAGUGGAGUAGUGGUGACCGGUUCAAGGGUUGGGUAUUUUCUAGUUGUCCAGCAAAUGGGCCAAGAUGAAUUCUCUGCCUUAGAGGUGACUCUGUGUGCCAUAGUGGGCUGCAGAAGGAACACACGGACCCGCUUAGUGCAUCCAUCUCCCCUGCUCUUUGUUGGGAAUCAGCCCCCGUUUGAAAGUUCUGACCCAGCUAUGAACGUUCCCAGGAUUAGGGAUGGUCCCUUGGGGAGGGGAGGUGUCGGUGUGACCCAUUCUAGAGCAAGGGCUCGCUUGUGUUUCUCCAAAACCUGGGGCGGGUCUGGGUUCAUCUCUGCUUUGAUCUUGAUCAUCUCUGGUUGAAGAGGGGGAGAAGGUGCUGCUGAAGGGGACCUGCCAAGGUAAGUUCCUUCUCUAGCCACAUGGGGCUUUCCAGACCCCCAGUGAUCAGACACCUCCAUUCCCUUCCAGCAGAUAAUCCCAGUGAGGACCAACUAGGUUUAUGCCUAUGCCCUCCCCCUCCCCUUCGGCCUUCCUCUCCUCACUUUUAGCUGGAUACUUGGGGCUGCUGCAGUGUGGCCGGGGUGAGUUUCACCCUGGCGUAUGUUCUGUGUUCACAAGUAACCUGGUGGAAGGAAAUAAAGGGAAGAAACGGAACCUGUUCCAAAAAGGUAACCCCGAAAGCUUUGUCGGAAGCAUUAUGUAAAGUUGUCUUAAAUAUGCAACACCACUGCAAAUAUAGCGCUCUCUCUAUGGCA
Pelodiscus sinensis (Chinese soft-shelled turtle) is the source of this 6763-nucleotide messenger RNA. Lineage: Eukaryota; Metazoa; Chordata; Testudines; Trionychidae. The record is from RefSeq and is a predicted model, not a curated record.